CCAAGCUUCACUCUUUAAGCAAAAUCAAGAUGGAUCGGCGAGAGUCGACGGCGUCGCAAGACACCCUUUUGUCACUUCAACAAGUAGACCCUUCACCUAUCGAUACACCUCCGGAUCUUGGGAAAGAGCUUCCUGAACUUCCUCCUGCCCCUUCAAGUUCCUCAACUCUUGGCCUAAGUGGAGGUGGACAUAGCUCUGUCUACUAUCUGACAAGGUUACAAAAGUACUCAACAUAUGCCUUUACGAUCUUCGCCUCCUUCCACAUAACGAAUACAUCGAUCAUACCCCUCCUCACUCGCUCCGUCCCCGCGUCCGAACGGUACCUACUUCUCACACGUCCAUACUACCAAUCGUUUCCCCUGGAACCACUUCUUAUUACCCUCCCAAUAGCGACACAUGUUCUCUCCGGACUCGCUCUGCGAAUUCAUCGGCGCAAUGCGAAUCUAGCCCGGUACGGAGCAGCAAACAUCUCCGUUUCAGACCGCUUCAAGAGACGUCUUCGAAUAUGGCCAGCGGUGUCAUGGGCUAGCUUAUCAGGCUAUGUCCUUACGCCUUUGGUGUUGGGGCAUGCGUUUAUGAAUCGCUUGUUGCCUUAUAUCUACGAAGGUGGUUCUUCGAGUGUAGGGCUGUCGUUUGUUAGCCAUGGGUUUGCGAAACAUCCUGUUGUAGCGUGGACGGGAUAUCUGGCGUUGAUCGGUGUUGGUGUUGGUCAUUUUGUGUGGGGCGUGGCUAGAUGGCAAGGCUGGAUUCUUGUUGGACAUGACAAGAAGGCAAAGAGGAGGUGGUGGACAAUCAAUGGGGCUGCUAUUGCUGUUUCGUUGCUGUGGGCGGCUGGUGGGCUAGGGGUAAUUGGGAGGGGUGGUAAAGUUGAUGGCUGGGUUGGGAGGGGCUACGAUGCUUUGUACUCGAAGAUACCAUUCGUGGAAUUAUGAAGUUCAGGAGAGUUCAAUUGAAGCAUAGCGAAAGGAGUUCUGAGACUAUUAGAAUCUAUGUAAAGUAUAGAGCAAAGAACAAAUGCAGCAAGAU
This is a messenger RNA of Mollisia scopiformis, 1026 nucleotides long. RefSeq lists its product as uncharacterized. NCBI's taxonomy places the organism in Eukaryota, Fungi, Ascomycota, Leotiomycetes, Helotiales, Mollisiaceae. Bases 30 to 932 code for a protein of 300 amino acids. Gene Ontology annotation, biological process: lipid homeostasis; mitochondrion organization. The record is from RefSeq and is a predicted model, not a curated record. The transcript is spliced from 2 exons. Gene Ontology annotation, cellular component: mitochondrial outer membrane.